AUGUUCAGCAACAAUUAUGUCGUCCCGAGUACCCAGUUCAAGGUUUUUGGUGAGCCAAAGGAAAUAUCGAAAAUCGCAGAUAGCGGGAAAAAGAUCGUAAACUGCUUUUGCGGUGACUGUGGAACCACAAUGUAUCGAUGGGGAGAUGGUUUUGGUGGUAAGGAAGGGAUGAGAAUCAUCCAGCCCGGGAUUCUAGAUGACAAAAGUGCUCUGGACAAUCUUCGCCCGGCCCUUGAGAUGUUUAUUGAAGAGCGGGUGAAAUGGAUCCCUGCUAUUGAGGGGCUUGCUCAGCAUGAGGGAAUGCCUCCGCCGUAA
Molecule: messenger RNA, 315 nt
Organism: Trichoderma aggressivum f. europaeum
Lineage: Eukaryota; Fungi; Ascomycota; Sordariomycetes; Hypocreales; Hypocreaceae
Exons: 2
Coding region: 1-315 (104 amino acids)
Molecular function (GO): carbon-sulfur lyase activity
Source: RefSeq, a predicted model, not a curated record